Molecule: messenger RNA, 1248 nt
Organism: Yamadazyma tenuis ATCC 10573
Lineage: Eukaryota; Fungi; Ascomycota; Pichiomycetes; Serinales; Debaryomycetaceae
Source: RefSeq, a predicted model, not a curated record
CAACAACCCGGUGAAAAAUUCUAACUAGACGUCGCUUGUCAUACAAUAACCUUGCAAGAGUAUUAGUAUGUUGUCAAGAUCGUUUAACAUAUUGAGAGGUAAACCUUGGGGGUUCAGUCUAGUGCCCGUAAGAACUUACCAGGUUUCCAGAAACGACGAAUCUUUAAAAACUGAAUAUGAUGAUAUAACCAAUUACGGAAGCUACAAAAACACCAUUUUCACACACAGAUUGCCCGAGUCUACGGCCCAACAAUCUCCACCACUAGUAGCAUUGCAUUUCAGAUUGAACUUGCCUAAGACUUAUCAAUUUUCCACAUUAUCCCAAGCGUUGAACAUGAUAAAAUAUGAGGGAUUAGCCAAUAACUAUGGCUUAAACACAUUAGGGAAGACCUUAUUAUCGUAUUACGUAUCGGAAUACUUGUUGGUGCGGUACCCAAGAUUACCUAUGCCAAUCCACAAUGCUGCUGUUGACUCUUUAAUGGGGGUUGAAAGUUUGUAUGAGUUGGGUAAAGCUUGGGGUAUUCAAGUCGAUACUACGUCAAAAUUGGACAAGAAGUUGUCCCUAGAAUCUGAGUUCUUACAGUACGGAAGGUUACGGUUCUUGUCAGAUCAAGAUAAGAAUCAAUUCACUGAAGAAGGUAUAAUAGAGUUGAACUUACAAGAGGCUCGUACCCUCAAUCCAAACACAAACCACUUUAUUUCUAGAGAACAUGAUGCCUAUGCCUCCGCAGUAAGAUCAAUCAUCGGUGGCUUGUAUACCCAUUGCGGUGAAACCGUGACCAAAAAGUUCAUUGAUGAUCACAUCUUAUCCAGAAAAUUGCUCUUGGAAAACAUGUUUCAAUUCUCUCAACCUACUCGAGAAUUGGCCAGAUUGUGUGAAAAGUUGAACUUCAAGGAACCCCUUCAAAUCAGAUUAAUGGCGGAAACUGGUAGAUUAUCGAGCCAUGCUAUUUACGUGGCAGGUGUGUUUGUGGGAACUGAAAAGCUUGGUGAGGGAGUAGGAUCAUCUCUUAAUGAAGCUAAAACUAGAGCCGUUGUUAAUUCUUUGAUGUCGUACUACUUAUACACUCCAAUUAAUGAAGAAGGUAACCCCGUGAAAUUGCCCAGUGAUACAGAUUACAAGCUUGAGGGGAUUAUUGGCGAUGGAGAUGUGGCCAUCUGAUUCAUUAUUCUGUAAAUAUUGUAUAUAGCCAAAACUAGACAGAUACUGAAUUCAAGACAUUGCAAAAUCAAGCAGUUGACAGCCGC